UUGCAAGCCGAGAAGAGAAAGCCGGAGCUGAUUUUCUGGCUCAGCCAGACAGGUCGGGCCCUCCCAGUGGUGCUUAGCAGAUCUGACAGCCACCUGCUCUGGGGGAUCUGGAGCACACGAGGAUUAGCUCCCAGAAUCUGAAGGUCCCUUGCCAGAUCGUUCGGGUGACAGGUACCCAAAGCUGCUGACUUCCUUCUGGACUUUUAAAAUCUGUACGAAGGUGUGACAAGGCGUUGCCAUGUGGAAGAAGGAAAUUGGCUUCUUGGCUGGCAUCCUGUUUUUCCAGUUGACAAUUAACGCGGCAGGAGGACGCCAGUGCUCUGCCAGGAAUUUUGGGCAUGGCUCGUUGGUGUGCGAAUGUGGCGCCUCCUACUGCGACACAUUAGAGCCCGUCUCCCUUCCUCCCUUGGGCUCUUUCGUCAAGUAUGAAAGCAACAAGGCUGGGAAGCGCGUGGAGCCCAGCGAAGGAAGAAUGCAAGAGGGGCCUCCACAAACAGCUCAUCUACAGCUGAAGCUCAAGACGUCUCAGAAAUAUCAGAAAAUCAAAGGCUUUGGUGGGGCUCUCACGGACUCUGCAGCAAUCAAUAUCCUGGCGCUGUCCCCAAAGGCUCAGACGAACCUUCUCAAAUCUUACUUCUCGGACCAAGGGAUCGAGUACAACUUAGUCCGCGUCCCCAUGGCGAGCUGUGACUUCUCUGUGAGGCUGUACACGUACGACGACUCCGAAAAUGAUUUUGAGCUGAAGAACUUCAGUUUGACGGAGGAGGAUACCAAAAUGAAAAUCCCUAUUCUUCAGCAAGCCCAAGCUGUGGCUCCAAAGCCCAUUUCCCUCUACGCCAGCCCCUGGACCUCACCGACCUGGAUGAAAACCAACGGAGCCAUGACGGGCCGUGGGACCCUGAAGGGGAAACCGGGGGACAAGUACCACAAGACCUGGGCCAACUAUUUCAUCAGGUUCUUGGACGAAUACGCCAAGUACAACCUGACUUUCUGGGCAGUCACCGCCGGGAACGAGCCGACGGCUGGAGACAUCGUCUUCUACCCGCUCCAGUGCCUGGGCUUCUCCCCGGAGCACCAGCGGGAUUUCAUUUCCCAAGACUUGGGGCCAGCCUUGGCCAACAGCUCUUACAAGGGCAUCGAGCUCAUAAUUCUCGAUGAUCAGAGAAUCAUGCUGCCGUACUGGGCCAAAGUGGUUCUCAAAGACCCUGCAGCCGCUCAGUAUAUUAACGGCAUUGGCAUCCACUGGUAUUUGGAUUUCCUGGCCCCCAUCGACUUGACCCUGCCCAUCACCCAUCACCUCUUCCCCGAGUACUAUCUCAUCUCCACCGAAGCCUCUACUGGCUCCUACUUUUGGGAGCCCCGCGUGGUGCUUGGAGGUUGGGACCGUGGCAGCAAGUACAGCCACAGUAUUCUUGCGAAUCUCAACAACUAUGUCACAGGCUGGACGGACUGGAACCUGGUUCUGGACAUGGAAGGAGGCCCCAACUGGAGCAGGAACUACGUGGACAGCCCGAUUAUUGUUGACGCAGCCAACGAUGUCUUCUACAAGCAGCCCAUGUUCUACCACAUGGCCCAUUUCAGUAAGUUCCUCCCAGAGGGGACUCAACGCAUUGGCAUCCAGAGCAGCAGAUGGAACGGCUUAGAAUAUUCGGCUUUCCUGCGCCCGGACGGUUCGGCAGCUGUGGUGGUCUUGAACAGGUCCCCCAAAGACGUACCUUUUGGCAUCACCGAUCCCGGCGUGGGCUACAUCCCGGCUGUGGCGACUGCAGAUUCCAUCCAGACCUACCUGUGGAAACGGCCCGCGGGCGAAGCGGAGCAGCCCAGCUCCAGAUAACCACGGCGCUAAAAUGUUUGCUUCACUCAAGAAGGGUUAACACUGCUGGGUAGAUUUGGGGCCAGGGUCCUGCGGAGGGGUCUGUGAACAGAAAGGCCUGCAUGAACCAGGACGAGGUGGUCGAGAAGGGGUGCCCAAAACCCCAAAAUGCCAUCGUGACCAGAAUUGGCACAGUAAAUAUUCUCAGGGUGCCCCGUCCUCCCUGCCCGCUUCCCCCUGGUUAGUCAGCGUUAAUCUAUCAUCACUCUCCGUGUCCUCCUCGUUGGCUCAGAGUUUCCUCCAGUCUUCAGACAUUUUCAUAGAAUAAA
Molecule: messenger RNA, 2142 nt
Organism: Sphaerodactylus townsendi
Lineage: Eukaryota; Metazoa; Chordata; Lepidosauria; Squamata; Sphaerodactylidae
Product: lysosomal acid glucosylceramidase-like
Exons: 11
Coding region: 239-1834 (531 amino acids)
Biological process (GO): glucosylceramide catabolic process
Molecular function (GO): glucosylceramidase activity
Source: RefSeq, a predicted model, not a curated record